CGUCAUCAUCGGGCUCCGGCCAUUCCGUGCUUCAAAUAUACCUCCAUUCGCCUAUCCUUUUCUUUCGCCGGCUUAUAAUUCCGGUCUUUCUCUCUUCCUCCUUCUUAAUUCCUAUCGUUGGUGAUCUAUCCCCUUGACAGCAACAGCUCCUGGUUUACCACCCCUUGUUAGCCCACGACACACAAGUCUAUCGUUACAGCAAACCCGCUGAAUAAUUCACCAUGGGUAUGAGAGGGAUUCAGCUCGGCCUGCGGCUGUGGCAGUUCAUUUGGACCUUGCUCGUCAUGGCCCUCAUUGGUAACAUGCUGAACGAAUCCUUCGCGGGAGACCCCGCGACGGUCAACUACUGCAUGUUCGUGUCGGCGUGGUCGAUGUUCACGCUAUUCUACCUGGUCCCGGCGUCAUUCAAUCUUGACUGGGCUUUGUCGCCUAUCCUCAUGGUCGCGAUUGAUUUGCUCAACGCGCUCUUCUUCCUUACAGCGGGUAUUGCAUUGGCAUCUCGGCUGGAAGCUCACAGCUGCAGCAACGAAGAAUACACCCUCCACAACGAGAUCACCAAUGGCUCCUACAGCCGUCAGAAGCGCUGCCGUGAGGCCCAGGCCUCUACUGCAUUCCUGUGGUUCGCAUGGGCUGGAUAUACUGCCUCCUUCAUCAUGUCGUUCCUCAUGGCCCGUCGGUCCAACGUCAACAUGCGCGGCCGCACUGGCCCUGCCCGCGGCAGCGUUGGCCGCCCCAGCAUGGCCCAGGUGUAAAUUUGGUAUCGUCCAGAUAAAUUGCUCAGAAUAUAGCACAAUUCCUCCUGCACAGAGAUUCUGAGAACAGGAAUGCAGAAUGCACCUAGUGGAUAGCGUUGCAAGAAGAGUUACGAUACCAAGUUUAAUUAAUCGUGUUCGGCGUCACGGUUGGGGAUCAUAUGCACUCCCCUCCUUAAUAUUUACGCCUAUUGUUUGGGGUUUAUGCCAAGUAUAAUAGCCAACCCUCUCGGUGGCUUAUUGGGUCUUAUUGGAUAAUUAAUAAUUUUGAUGUGGGAGUUUAGGAGGUAGCCUGGUUUGGGCGUCAAAAUACACAUGGGAUGAUGGUGUCGACAAGGUUCGACAGGGAAGGGAUAGGUGGUCAAUGGAUGAGUUGUGAUCUGUUUUUUUUUCUUUUGCUGAAUCACGUUGAACAUUGUGUAAUACUAGGUAAAUCGAGGAGGUUCGCGAUCUUUGCUUGUUCUGUGAUCUGUCAUAUCACAAAGCCCGAAUAUAUUUGCCUGAGGUAUUGAUUGAAAAGUGCAACUAAGGACUAG
This is a messenger RNA of Aspergillus candidus, 1288 nucleotides long. Its product is annotated as MARVEL domain-containing protein. The coding region runs from base 222 to 752 and encodes 176 amino acids. NCBI's taxonomy places the organism in Eukaryota, Fungi, Ascomycota, Eurotiomycetes, Eurotiales, Aspergillaceae. The transcript has 4 exons. Gene Ontology annotation, cellular component: plasma membrane; eisosome. The record is from RefSeq and is a predicted model, not a curated record. Gene Ontology annotation, biological process: protein localization to plasma membrane; eisosome assembly.